Molecule: messenger RNA, 1272 nt
Organism: Vombatus ursinus (common wombat)
Lineage: Eukaryota; Metazoa; Chordata; Mammalia; Diprotodontia; Vombatidae
Gene: RFC3
Product: replication factor C subunit 3
Exons: 9
Coding region: 87-1157 (356 amino acids)
Biological process (GO): DNA repair; DNA-templated DNA replication
Cellular component (GO): DNA replication factor C complex; nucleus
Molecular function (GO): ATP hydrolysis activity; DNA clamp loader activity; DNA binding
Source: RefSeq, a predicted model, not a curated record
GCAGUGACGCACCCCGCUUGGAGCUCGCAGGAAAAGCGCGCGGGCGCGGGGUUUCAAGCUUCCAGAGGAGGUGAAUCUGGGCGGUCAUGAGCCUCUGGGUGGACAAGUACCGGCCCACCUCCUUGGGGCGGCUGGAUUAUCACAAGGAGCAGGCGGCCCAGCUGCGGAACCUGGUACAAUGUGGGGACUUCCCUCAUCUCUUAGUGUAUGGACCAUCAGGUGCUGGGAAAAAGACGAGAAUUAUGUGUCUCCUGAGGGAACUCUAUGGAGCUGGAGUGGAAAAGCUAAGGAUUGAACAUCAGACCAUCACAACCCCAUCUAAAAAGAAAAUUGAAAUCAGCACAAUUGCAAGUAAUUACCAUCUUGAAGUCAACCCUAGUGAUGCUGGAAAUAGUGAUCGGGUAGUAAUUCAGGAACUCUUGAAAACAGUGGCACAGUCACAGCAACUUGAGACAAGCACCCAAAGAGAAUUUAAAGUGGUUUUACUGACUGAAGUUGACAAACUUACCAAAGAUGCUCAGCAUGCUUUACGUAGAACUAUGGAAAAAUAUAUGUCUACUUGCAGAUUAAUACUGUGUUGUAAUUCUACAUCAAAAGUAAUACCACCUAUCCGGAGUAGGUGCCUUGCAGUUCGUGUUCCUGCUCCCAGCAUUGAAGAUAUUUGCCAUGUAUUGUCCACUGUGUGCAAGAAAGAAGGUCUCAAUCUUCCUUCAGAGCUGGCUCAUAGGCUUGCGGAGAAAUCCUGUAGAAAUCUCAGAAAAGCCCUGCUUAUGUGUGAAGCCUGCAGGGUGCAACAGUAUCCUUUUACUUCAGAUCAAGAUAUCCCUGAGACAGAUUGGGAAGUAUAUCUGAGAGAGACUGCAAAUGCUAUUGUCAGUCAGCAGACUCCUCAAAGGCUGCUUGAAAUUCGUGGACGACUUUAUGAGCUGUUAACUCAUUGUAUUCCUCCUGAAAUAAUAAUGAAGGGCCUUCUCUCAGAACUUUUAAAUAAUUGUGAUGGACAACUGAAAGGUGAGGUUGCACAGAUGGCAGCUUACUAUGAACAUCGUCUUCAACUUGGUAGCAAAGCCAUUUACCACCUUGAAGCAUUUGUGGCAAAGUUCAUGGCUAUUUACAAGAAGUUUAUGGAAGAAGGAUUAGAAGCCAUGAUGUUCUAAAGUCUUUCAAUUAGUAGCCCUUCCCAGCAUGUCCUAAUAUUGAUAUUUUUCAUAUACAAUUUAUGUUGUUAGCACUGUGGGUCAAAUAAAUUCAUAUUAAUCAUCUUGUUUUCAA